UAUAGAAGGCUCGACUUGUAUUUUUGUUGUCGUCAACGUUAGACUUUCUUUGAUAAAAAUAUUUUAUUUUACCCAAAAAUCUUUACAAACAUUUCUUUUCAAUUGCAUAUAAAAUAAGAUUUAAAAAGUUUACUUUAUUCGCUUCAUUACGAACGCUUAAGUUUCUAUUGUGUCUUUGGGAUUUUGAUUUAUCGUUGCUCCUCCGUUGUUGUUGGUUGUGCUGCAGGUCGAAAGUCCAACUUUUAGUAUAAAUUUAACAAAUUUGAUGAAAUAAAUUCAUCGAUAUCGACCUUCUCAAUUUUAGUUGAAUUUAUUUAGCUAAAUCAAAUGGCUGGGAUCUUAAAAUUCGCCAGAGUCAACAAGCUCAUAGCUUCAAAUGCAAUACGAACAUUUUCCGAUGCAGUUAAAUAUCCGAAAAUCACCACCCACUACACCGUUAUCCCAAGAGAAAAGGAUGAGCGAUGGAAGGAAAUCGAUAUGGAACGUUGUGUGGAUGAAGUGGACAUAGUUAUUGUUGGUGGUGGUCCAGCUGGUAUGUCCGCAGCUAUCAGAGCUAAACAAUUGGCAGCUGAACAAGAAAAGGAAAUUCGAGUUUGUGUUGUAGAAAAAUCUGCCGAAGUUGGUGGUCACAUUCUUUCUGGGGCUGUCGUUGAUCCAAUUUCUAUCAAUGAACUCUUCCCUGACUGGAAAGAGAUGGGAGCCCCACUGAAUACUCCAGUCACGAAAGACACAUUCGCCUUGCUCACCGAAACAGGACGAAUUGCGAUGCCAAUCUUCAAGGGCUGGCCAAUGGACAAUCAUGGCAACUAUGUUGUUCGUCUGGGACAUCUUGUGAAAUGGCUUGGUGAACAAGCUGAAGCUCUGGGUGUGGAAAUAUACCCGGGAUGUGCAGCUUCUGAGAUUUUGUAUCACGAAGACGGCAGUGUUAAGGGUAUUGCCACAAACGAUGUGGGUAUCGCUAAGGAUGGUUCUCCCAAGGAUACCUUCGCCAGGGGAAUGGAGCUCCAUGCAAAGACAACAUUCUUCGCUGAGGGAUGUCGAGGUCACUUAACGAAGCAAGUUAUGCAACAAUUUGGCUUAAAUGAAGGAAGCGAAGCACAAACCUACGGAAUCGGUUUGAAGGAAGUUUGGGAAAUUCAGCCUGAGAAACAUGUUCCCGGUUUAGUGGAACAUACUAUUGGCUGGCCAUUGGACAAAUUUACCUACGGAGGAUCGUUCCUUUAUCAUUUAAACGAAUCGAGUCCCAUGGUAGCUGUUGGCUUCGUUGUAGGACUUGAUUACUCAAAUCCAUGGAUAAGUCCCUUCCAAGAGUUUCAGAGAUUCAAAACACACCCCAAAGUAAGGGAUGUGUUCGAGGGUGCUACUAGAAUAGCCUAUGGAGCACGUGCCAUCAACGAGGGAGGUCUGCAGUGUCUACCCAAAAAACUGACAUUCCCAGGAGGAUGUCUCAUUGGAUGCAGUGCUGGUUUCUUAAAUGUUCCUAGAAUUAAAGGCAGUCAUUAUGCGAUGAAGAGUGGAAUGCUGGCUGCUGAGAGUGCUUUAGAGAGUAUACUGAGCGAUGCUGGACAAGAAACUGCCGGAAUCGAACCAAAAUCAUAUCCAGACAAAAUUAAAGAUUCAUUCAUUUGGAAAGACCUUCACAAAGUCCGAAACGUCCGACCCAGCUUCCACAAUCCCCUUGGUUUGUAUGGCGGCCUUGUCCUCAGUGGAUUCUCCAUAUUCAUGGGUGGCCGAGAGCCAUGGACCCUCUCACACGGUGCUCCUGAUAAUACAAGACUGAAACCCGCCAGCGAAUCUCCUCAAAUAGUCUACCCCAAGCCAGACAACAAGAUCACAUUCGACCUUCUAUCCUCCGUGGCUCUGACUGGAACCAAUCAUGAAGGUGAUCAACCUGCACAUUUAACCCUGAAAGAUGAUCGAAUUCCAGUCGAUCAUAAUUUGGCAAUCUACGAAGGGCCCGAGUCGAGAUUCUGUCCGGCCGGUGUCUAUGAAUAUGUGCCGAAUGACGAAGGUGGCAACAUGAAGCUUCAGAUAAAUGCCCAAAAUUGUAUUCACUGCAAGACCUGCGACAUCAAAGAUCCUAAACAAAAUAUUAACUGGGUUGUACCUGAAGGUGGUGGCGGUCCAGCUUACAAUGGAAUGUAAAAAAGAAAUAGACAAUUAUUUUUAUUUUAAUCCCAAAACAUUAUGAUAGCAUUUUUCUUGUGCGUUUC
Molecule: messenger RNA, 2213 nt
Organism: Eupeodes corollae
Lineage: Eukaryota; Metazoa; Arthropoda; Insecta; Diptera; Syrphidae
Gene: Etf-QO
Product: electron transfer flavoprotein-ubiquinone oxidoreductase, mitochondrial
Exons: 7
Coding region: 328-2145 (605 amino acids)
Biological process (GO): electron transport chain
Cellular component (GO): mitochondrial inner membrane
Molecular function (GO): electron-transferring-flavoprotein dehydrogenase activity; iron-sulfur cluster binding
Source: RefSeq, a predicted model, not a curated record